AUGAAGACCUCUUUCAUCUUGACCUCCCUUGCUGCUGCCUUGAGCGCCUCUGCUCAGUUGGUUACCUUUGGCGUCGUGGACGAGAAGAACAAUAACCUUGGAUUGCCCAACAAUCUUCACUCUGGCGCUGGAUUCGACUUUUAUUUUGUCGGUGCCAACCAAGAAAUUCUGCAAUACAACAUUGACAACAAUGGUGUUGCCACGCUCAAUGUGAACUACGAAUACCCAUUCCAUGUCGGUGCUUUCGAGAACUACUUCGCUGUUGGACCAGCGGUCACUCCUGCAAACCUUGAAAUUGUUGACAACAAAAUCACUAACUGGAACUUUUGGGCAUGCUACGAUACUAGUGACCCAUACAACUACUCUGCUAAGAACAGAGCUAUUGUGGUGAACGAGAAGGGUAACUCGACUGCACCAGGCAGCCAGUGUAUCCCAGUUUUCAUCACUGUCCUGGAUGUUGUUUACUAA
Messenger RNA from Australozyma saopauloensis, 468 nucleotides. RefSeq lists its product as uncharacterized. The coding region runs from base 1 to 468 and encodes 155 amino acids. Lineage: Eukaryota; Fungi; Ascomycota; Pichiomycetes; Serinales; Metschnikowiaceae. The record is from RefSeq and is a predicted model, not a curated record. The transcript has a single exon.